AAUUGUGCCUAAACGGUCGGUUCAAAGGCUGAAUUAUAUUAUAGACUACUAACUACAACUAAACAACGGUCGAGAAAAAGCAGCCAAGUACAAAAAAAUUAUGUUGUCAAGUUCAAAUGCUAAAUCAAGAUGCCUCUGGUUAAUGUUUAUAUGGUCGAUUUUAAUGACCUUAAUGUCGCAAUUCUUUAAUAUGAAGGAACAUAUUGCGUUCUAUUUAUUUGCCAUUUUAAGUGUUGUUCUACUUCCAGUUUUAACUGCUAUAUACAGUAAUACAAGCGGUAGAAGGGGUAGUGGACUAUUAAGGUUCGUCGAAAUCGUAUACCUUCUAUACUAUGUAAUUAUAUUUCAUCCCACUUUACAACUAUUCUUUUGUUAUACUAAAAAGAGAAUCUUUCAAAAUUAUCUUACUCUUAUUGACUAAUUAUAUAUAAUUAGCAUUAUCUUUCGACUUUUUAGAGCUGGAUAUGUUCUCACUGAUCCUAUAUUAUCUUCAAUAACUAUUGGUCCAUUUCUAAUAUUGAAUAAAUUACCGGAUAUUCUCAAUGAUAUAUCGUGCCUACAAAAAUUCAAUCAAACCGUUUGCCAAAUAAAUAUAUCAACAACUGAACUGGAUGAAACAAUAUGCGAUAGUGUGUUGCUUGAUAGAAAGGUUUUUAUACUAUUAUUGCUAUUAACCGUACAGUAUGUUAAGAAUCUUACAAAUAGUAAUAAUUACAUCAACAAAACCACUAAUAUAAAAUAUUUAAUUGCAGAAAAAACAGCUAAUUCUCAUUCAAGCUUCAAUAGUUUUACCAGCCAUUUUAAUCUUUAUUCUGGGUAGAAGAACUCGCAAAAUGUACUUGACAACCUUUCUUUUAUCCUUUGCUUAUUGGUUUGUGGUUACUUUGGAAACUGCAUCACUGCUAGACUCUCAUAUAGAACUGAUAAAGGAUAAGCAUACAGUUAUAACUACAUCAACUAUCAUCGUCAUUACUCAAAUAUUGACAAACAGUUAUGCUGCAGUGACGCUCUGCUCUUAUUUAACGCCAACAGAUAACGAUUCUUCCGAUUACGAUAGAUUCAAUUUAGUAUUUCGUAGUUUAGUGGCUAUUGUAGGUAUAUGCUUCUGUGAAAUACCACUAAUAGUAGCUAGAAUGAAGAUAAUAUUAGGGGAAAAUGGUUCAACAUUACACGGGAGCUUUUUUAUUUGGUUUCUUAAGAAUAUUAUGACAAUUGUCUGUAUUAUUUGUGCUAGUAUUGGUAGUAAAUUUGCUGGGGAUAAAUUAAAGAGAAUGUCAUGUAAAGUUAAUUGGGAUGAAUUUGAUUCGUCAAACGUUCAUUUCGAACCGGAAAAAAGGGACAGCUAUAUUGUUCGAAUUAAAAAAGAGACUCUUUUGGAAAAAUGCAAUCUUGUUCAUGACAACGUCACAAGUUUAAUGACUAAUAAUAGAGAAACUGAAUCAAAGGAUAACAGAAAGAAGGUUACUUUUAAUCUUGAACCAAAGACUUAUUGA
Molecule: messenger RNA, 1493 nt
Organism: Dimorphilus gyrociliatus
Lineage: Eukaryota; Metazoa; Annelida; Polychaeta; Dinophilidae
Source: the annotation of a GenBank genome assembly